Rasamsonia emersonii CBS 393.64 is the source of this 1923-nucleotide messenger RNA. RefSeq names its product Dol-P-Glc:Glc(2)Man(9)GlcNAc(2)-PP-Dol alpha-1,2-glucosyltransferase. NCBI's taxonomy places the organism in Eukaryota, Fungi, Ascomycota, Eurotiomycetes, Eurotiales, Trichocomaceae. Bases 1 to 1923 code for a protein of 640 amino acids. Gene Ontology annotation, molecular function: dolichyl pyrophosphate Glc2Man9GlcNAc2 alpha-1,2-glucosyltransferase activity. The transcript has 3 exons. Gene Ontology annotation, cellular component: endoplasmic reticulum. Gene Ontology annotation, biological process: dolichol-linked oligosaccharide biosynthetic process; protein N-linked glycosylation. The record is from RefSeq and is a predicted model, not a curated record.
AUGAAUUCGCCGCAGCUUGAGACCGGCCUGACUCGGGCCGCUCGCUACUUGGUCCCCUUCGUCCUGCUGCUGAUUGUUGUCUGGAGGGCCAAGGUCAAUACCACCGUGCCGGAGCCAUAUCUGGACGAAGUCUUCCAUGUUGGUCAAGCGCAGGCAUACUGGGCCCAUAAUUGGACGCAUUGGGACCCAAAGAUCACGACACCGCCGGGUCUCUAUCUGUGGUCAUACCUGCUAUGCGCAACUCUGCUGUUUCUCCGUGGUUCUCCCAAAGAGGUCGGUCCAAGUGAAUUACGUGCUACCAAUGUCGCAGCUGCGGCCGUUCUUCUGCCCUGGAGGCUUCAAACCCUGUUGGAUUUGCUGCGAAAGGAGCGGAAUACGCGGCCAUCGGGGGCGUGGAUCAGCCACACGGUGCUGAAUAUUUGCCUGUUCCCGCCGCUUUUCUUCUUUUCUGCUCUGUAUUACACGGACAUUCUCGCACUCCUGGUUGUUGUCGAGGCUUAUAUUUGGGAUAUUAAGCGAUCUAGCGGUCCUGCAAGGAAAACAUGGUCUUCGGCUCUUCUGGGACAUGUUUCGUUACAAACAGCAGGUUUUCUUGCGUUUGGCUUGGCCGCUCUAGUCUUCAGACAAACCAAUAUAUUCUGGGUUUCCGUAUUCUUGGGUGGUUUGCAGGUUGUCCGGUUGCUCCGGGAAAAUGCAACGCCUUGCAAGUCUUUUGAUCUGGUUGGAAUUAUCAAGAAGGGUUCACAGAAGGAGCUUUAUGAUCCGCUUGUUGAGGAAGCAUCAUUUACUGAUUAUUUCAAGACUGCUCUAUCUUUACUGUCUGCUGCUAUGAGCAAUUUGCCCCUGGUGAUUGCGUCAGUUCUUCCUCACCUUGUUAUCCUUGCUGCCUUUGGCUUAUUUGUCCUCUGGAAUGGAGGAGUGGUAUUAGGGCACAAGGAGUUCCACACCGCGGGUUUGCACGUGCCACAGAUGCUCUAUAUUUGGCCCUACUUUGUAUUCUUUUCCUGGCCACUGCUUCUGAUUGCAAUCGCCAAUCUCAUCGUGCCCAGCCGAUAUCUCCCCAAGUUUUUCGAUUAUGGAUUCAAAAACAAGAACAGACUUCCGGGAAUAUUGACCGCUCUUGGGGUUAUCUCAUUUAUGCUCGUCGCUAUCCACUUCAACACCAUCGUGCACCCAUUUACCCUUGCGGAUAAUCGUCAUUAUGUCUUCUACGUCUUCCGGAUACUCACGAGAUACCACCCAGCGGUGAAAUAUGCCGUGGCGCCCAUAUACUUUCUCUGCGCAUGGGGCGCCCUCGCAGCGUUUGGCUUUUCCACACCUCCAGCACAGUCUCAAGUUGCCGUAGUUCCAACAUCCGUCAUCGACUCUGCUACCUCUCAGCAGUCACAAGAGCAGAAGAGCAAGAAGAAAGAGAAGGAGAAAGAGAAAGAAAACAAGAGGAAGAGCAAAGCAGUCACACAGAAGGCAUCUUCCAAGGAGGCCCCAGCGGCACAGCAGAGACGACAGGUGCUGACACCGGAGAUCAUUGAAAAGAUCCAGGCCCACAUCCUCCAGCGCCAGCAAAGACAGGAGCAACAGCAUAUCCGAGUCAGCUUCGUACUCGUCUGGCUCAUCUCGACCACCCUCUCACUCAUCACCGCGCCGCUCGUCGAACCGCGGUAUUUCAUCAUACCCUGGGUGAUGUGGCGACUUCAUCUUCCCCGCCAGCCGACGCCAGAGGCAUACCGCGUGCUGGAACAGCGGCGACCGGGGGUUCCCCGUGACGAGAAAGAAUUGUUCAAGGCCAAGUUCGCCACGGAUCUCCCAAAGGUGUUGGAGACCAUCUGGUUCAUCGCCAUCAAUGCGAUCACCGGCUACGUGUUCCUGUAUAAGGGGUUUGAAUGGCCCCAGGAGCCGGGGAAGGUUCAGCGGUUUAUGUGGUAG